Molecule: messenger RNA, 726 nt
Organism: Cavenderia fasciculata
Lineage: Eukaryota; Evosea; Eumycetozoa; Acytosteliales; Cavenderiaceae
Exons: 3
Coding region: 1-726 (241 amino acids)
Source: RefSeq, a predicted model, not a curated record
AUGUGUGAAAAUGGUGCAACACCAGAGGAUAUUAAAGAGAUCAUUGGUCUUUUUAAACCAGAUUCCUAUCUGAUCAGUGUCGAUGUGAUAGAUGAAAAGUAUAAAUUGACCAUCCCUAGAUUUGUAUUGGAACGCUAUAAAAUUGAUCAAGAAUGUUAUCAAUGUGGUCUUUACUUUCAUAUCCAUUCUUUCCGGGAUAGUCACGUCGUCAAGUACAUUGGUGAAACAUCAAGAUUCAUUGGUACGAGACAACAUGAACAUUUUACACUCAAAAAGGACAAAGCCACAAUGAAAAAGAUAGAGGCCAUUUUCGAACCAGGAUUCGCUGUAGCCUUUAACUAUGAAAAUGAUACCUUCAAAUGCGUUGAAGGAAAGACCCAAGUGUUAAUCUUGUGUUUGCCAUGCGACCACGCUCUAGCAAGAUUUUUGGAAUCUUGGUUCCUACAAAGAUUCUACUUUGAACAUAACUCAUCUUUGGCUGAUCAGAGCAAAGGAGCCAUAGCGCACAAUAUUCUUUUUUCAACAUCCAAAUCGUUGGUCGAUUGGGUGCGACUUGACGAGUGGCAGACACUUGUUGAGGUAUCUCCAAGUGAGGUCUCUACCUUUGGGCAGUAUGAUCGUGUUGAGCUUGCCGAGUGCCUCUUGGACUUUGACCAUCUCGUUUUCCAAUAUUUCUUGGCCUGGGGUUGGUUUGAAAGUAUUCCAGUCCUCGUUGGCGGUCGUUAG